Messenger RNA from Kuraishia capsulata CBS 1993, 2553 nucleotides. RefSeq lists its product as uncharacterized. The record is from RefSeq and is a predicted model, not a curated record. The coding region runs from base 1 to 2553 and encodes 850 amino acids. Gene Ontology annotation, molecular function: DNA-binding transcription factor activity, RNA polymerase II-specific; DNA binding; zinc ion binding. NCBI's taxonomy places the organism in Eukaryota, Fungi, Ascomycota, Pichiomycetes, Pichiales, Pichiaceae. Gene Ontology annotation, biological process: regulation of DNA-templated transcription; DNA-templated transcription. The transcript has 2 exons.
AUGAUGGUUGCCUCUACAGAGUUGUCGCCCAAACCCAAAACCAUCAAGGCCUCCGGUGCCGAAAGAGUCGCCCAGGCAUGUGACAGGUGUAGGUCUAAGAAAACCCGGUGUGAUGGAAGACGUCCCCAAUGUGGGCAGUGUGCCAUUGUGGGAAUCGAGUGCAAGUUGAGUGAUAAGCUCUCGAGGAAGGCUUUCCCGAGAGGAUACACAGAGUCUCUCGAGGAGAGGGUCCGAGAACUGGAAUUUGAGAACAAGAAACUGCAAAAACUUGUGGAGUUGAAGGGUUCCGAACCCAGCCUGGUGAAACCAGUUACCAACGAGAAUUUGAACAUGCUCAACAAAGAGCAGCUGGUUUUGCCUCCUGAUCAUAUACAUGAUGCUACUUGCAACUGUGAAAAUCAUCCAAACUCCGUUCAUGAGAGACCUGUCUCUAUAGCUGGAUCUGUGGACUUGAACCUUACUGACGAUACUGACUCGCUGCUCUCGGCAACAGACUUUGCGCGUAUUUCCAACGACGAAAACAGGUCUUUUGAGCAGAUAAAUGCUCCUGGUGCUGCUGCUGCCAUUGCCAUCCAGAAUAAACUGAAUUCGAAAGACUUUAUUAACCUAGCCAACUUGAUCGCCAUGUCCAUUCCUAGGUCUACUGAAGAAACGAUGUUCAUUCCAAAUGUUCUGGCGAAGAUUUGCAACGUUCAUGGCUUCAAUUCAAAGGCAGCCUUCAUGACAGCCAGAUCGAUUGCUUUGCUCAAGGAAACAUCCACCAGCAGUGCAUUUAAACACAUCAACUUCAGAGGCGUGGACUUCACCAGCCUGACCAAAGAUGAAUCGAUAGAGUUCUUUCAAUCGCUGAACUUACCCAACCAUACGAAUCUGGACCUUUUCAUUACUUCUUAUUUCAGCAGCUGGAAUGAUUAUAUACCGUCUCUGAACAAACAGCUUUUCAUGGCUAACUACGUGAAGUUCAACAAGAGUCGAGACGUGGACUUCACCGAUGGGCUGAUGUUUGGAAAUGAGAGCUUUGUUGAGAUCCUGAUUAUUAUACUGACUCUGGUGAUGAAAAAUCAAGAGAAAAACCUUUUCUCACAUCAAAUUGACAGUGAAAAGGAAAUAACCAAGCAAGAAACCCAUUACGAGAUAUUGAUGUAUUAUGACCACUUGAUUCAUCAGUUCAUCAGAUCCAAUCUUUCUUCUAUUUGUUCCGUCCAGUCACUGCAGAAUACCACCCUGGAGCUCUUUUACUGUUUGAAUAUCGGAGACCUUACCACGAGUUACGAUCUUAGAGGAAAGAUGAUUACCAUGGCCCAGCAGCUGAGACUUCACAGAUGCCCCUCUGCUGUUCUCGGUUCAAGUGGCUCCACCCUAUCCAAAAUCCAACAGGGUGAGAGAAGAAUCUUGUUUUGGAACAUAUUCACUCUGGAUUCGUUCAGUUCAAUGUUGCUCGGUGUCCCCAGACUAUUGAAAGACUCCGAGAUUGAGUGUGCUCUUCCUUCCAGUAACAACGACAACAAUACCACUGACGACAUCAACAUGGUGAUGUUUAACAACACAGCACUAUCAUUGGUUGGUAAAGUGUCGGAUUCUGCUUUGAGUAUAAUGAGAUACUCCAGGGUGCUGGGGACUGUUUUGGACUCAAUCUUCAAAAGGAACUCGGGUAGCUCCAUCAGUGAUGAGAUUUGUUUUGUCCUUGAGAACCAACUGGAGAGCUGGAGAAAGGACUUGCCUGGCUACAUCGCUGGUGAUGUUGAUGUGAAUACUGUUUUGAAGGAGGCAGAAUACACGAACUUGAACGAAAAGCAGUUGAGCUUUCUUUUCCUGUAUUUCCAAGCAAAAUUGCUCAUCUAUUUACCAAUAAUGGGCUCGGAAUCCUCAACAUCUGCUUCCCGCAAUUCUUCGUCAUACAUAAUUAUUCAGCAAAUCACGUCCUCCCUGCUGUCUGUCUAUCAGAAGUUGUCCACCAAAGAGCACAACUUUCACGCGUUAUCGUUGCCUCUGAGCAGUUCCAAGCAGGUGGCUCGGUUUGCUCUCAUCUUUGCUAAGGGCUCGCUUGAAUACGGACGAGGAGGUUCGCUUUUUCAAGAAUCCAAGAUGCUCCUGGGAGAUAUAAUCAAGAUGCUGAAGUUCGAGACAGAGAUUGGGCUCUUAGGAUGUAUUUCCAAGAACUGUGUUGAAUCCCUGGAGGUUGCCAUUGACCAGAUAUUGUCACCUCCUCCAUCUUUGAAGAAGAUCAAGAGGAAAACUCCGCCUUUGAGAACAUCUGAACUGAGACUGAAAGAUGAGCACGAGUCUACGUUGAAUGAUAUAUUCACUAAGAGGGCCAAGUUUGGAGGUGAACCUACUAUUCAGUCGAAACAGAGGAAUGAGCCUUACGAUCUAAACAACCUCUUCCAACCAUAUUUGCCUGAGAAUCUGGAAUUUGGAGUAGACGCAUCGCUUGGUCUGAAUUUGUUGAACUUUGACUUUGAUUUCAACCUGGGUGGCUUCAAUGGUAACCCAAAUAGCGGUCUUGAAUCGGGAGUUAAAAAGGAGGGUUCAGAAACAUUUUGGAAUGUUUGA